Caenorhabditis bovis is the source of this 1056-nucleotide messenger RNA. NCBI's taxonomy places the organism in Eukaryota, Metazoa, Nematoda, Chromadorea, Rhabditida, Rhabditidae. The record is from the annotation of a GenBank genome assembly.
AUGUCGGCUCACACAUUUACAGUCAAUUCGACGGAUUAUGUGGCAGCGUGCUACAGCAACGGGUUCCAAGUACCGAAGAAUAGUAAAGAAAAUCGAAAUCUGAAAUACGGACAUGUUGAAGAUGACAAUGUUGACAUCGCUUAUUUGAAUUUUCCAUUACUCCGUGCUUCUUGUUUAUUCACAAUUAUUUCGUUAACAUCCUUUUUUGCGGCAAUUUAUGCAGCAUUUCGAACAGAUUACAAGCCAUUCACCGACGAAGAGCUUCUCGACAAUUCUCUCAUUAUAUUCUACGGCUCGAAGCCUUUUCGUUGUCGGACACACCUGAAGUUUCCAAAAGAUGGUCUUCCAUCAAUAUUGAAUCUUUUCGAACUGAAUGUGUGGGCAAAUGUGAUAUUCAGAUUAUCCGCAUGUCUCACGGUUGCUGUUCGUGUGUUCCAUGUAUUUAUCCUGAAAAAGCUCGUUAUCAACACAUGGAGCAAUUAUCCGAAUCCAGUAUUACGAUGGUUUUGCGAUCUGAUGCCGAUGCUCUCAUUUAUUGAAUCCACUGCGAUGGCUUUGUUCAGCAUUAUUACAAUGCACAAUGAUUUCAAAGAUGUGAAUCAUUUCGCGAAAUCGGUGUUCGCGGUGUCUGGAACCGUCAACAUGUUCCUCAUCGCCGUGCUUUCGUUUAUGGCAACAGUGAACUCACCCAAGAUUCUAAACGCGAUAACCGUCAUCAUUCGUCUAGCUUGCGCAUUUGUGUUCGCCUACACCGCGCCACAGUACUUUGAAUUCCACAUCGGAUGGACAAAAGAAUGUCUCUGCCAUUCAUACAUUCCACGUGAUUUCGCCUUCCUCGAGUACAGUCUUAUAUUCGCCUAUCUCAUCUUCUAUCUCACAUGUCUCGACGAUCUCAAACACCUUCAAUUCAUUUGCUAUCCACGAACAAGCAGCGGCGAAUGCGAACCAUUGGAUCCAGCGAAUUUCGAAGUCGGCGCCAAAUAUGAGCAUUGUCGUGCUUACGAAUUCAAUCAGCGACGAAUCAACGCAAUAUCAGACAACAUUCAACGAAUGUGA